Aspergillus welwitschiae is the source of this 672-nucleotide messenger RNA. RefSeq lists its product as uncharacterized. The coding region runs from base 1 to 672 and encodes 223 amino acids. The transcript has 3 exons. The record is from RefSeq and is a predicted model, not a curated record. NCBI's taxonomy places the organism in Eukaryota, Fungi, Ascomycota, Eurotiomycetes, Eurotiales, Aspergillaceae.
AUGUUAUUGCUAGCCGCUUACGCAGUCGCUGUGCUUAGCAAGGCUGCGUUCGGGACACAGCUCUCGAUAUAUGAACGUCGAACUAAGUCUUCGGUAACGGAGCGUGUCUGUGGUGUAGUAGAGAGUGACACAGAUUAUACAUCACUUACUGUCUCCUUUUCAAAAAAUGGAACAAACAUGACCUACAGCUGGUCUACGGGAGUUACGAGCGAUUGUGUCACGUUCUUGGAUGGAGCUCUGGAACCCUGCAAGGGCCCUUCUCCCUUAUAUUGCGAGUAUCUUGAUUUCUCUUUCAAACCGCCGUCAAGUGGCGUGGCGUCGACGCAGUACUCCGACCAGCCGCGCUCAUCGAGCGUAGAUGGAUGGGGACCAGAAUCCAGCACCGUUGGCUUAGGCACCACCCGGUCAUCUAUUGAGAUUAUUUCACGGCAGACACUCCGCACCAGUACGCUCUCUCAGGCGCCAAUCACAGGCUCCGCUCAGAAAUCUCCAUCAGCACAAUCCGGUACGAUGCGGGCAACAUCGACUGCUGCCUCCCCAGUGUCAUCCACAUCCACUGGGUCAACUCUCUGUGUCGUAAAGGAAAGCGACCUGGAUAAGGGAGUCUGUUACUGUCUUGAUCAAACCACGGUGCCGUAUUCCAGCUCUGAGUGUAGCGUCUUCGGUGACUGA